AUGGACUGGUUUGGUCACGCCAAGAUAAAAUUCACCAACCAUGUCUCGCCGCUGUCCCUGCGGUCCAAGGACGGCAGCCAGACUGAUCUCUUGAAGGUCUGCGAGAAGUCGACACCACCAUGUCAGCUCAAUCCGUUACUCUUCAACGGGCACCUGCAAACGAUGUGGACAGCCGUCGGCAAGGCUGCACCACACAUCUACUACAGGAGGCAGAUCUUCGAGUCAAACCAUGCCAACUACACCGGAACUUUCGCUGUGGAUUUCACAAUGCCGGCACAUCAAGACCAUGAUGACAAGCUGCCGCCGAGAACGGCAUAUUUCAAGGAUGGGCACUUCGAGGCCAUGGGCUCUGACGACAGCCGCCCUAUGCUGAUCGUCUUACACGGACUCUCUGGUGGAUCGUAUGAGAUCUACUUGCGUCACUGCAUCGCACCCCUAGUGCUGGACAACGGCGGCUGGGAUUCCUGCGUGGUGAACGCCAGAGGAUGUGCCAACUCGGAGGUCACGAGCGGAGUGUUGUUCAAUGCCCGGGCGACAUGGGACGUGAGACAAGUCGUGAGGUGGGCGAAGAAGACGUUUCCUAAUCGACCGCUCUUUGGCUUGGGCUUCUCGCUGGGUGCCAAUAUCAUGACCAACUUUGUAGGCGAAGAGGGCUCCGACUGCCUCCUGAGCGCGGCAGUCGUUGUCGGCAAUCCCUUCAAUCUAGAGGUGGCCAACGUCCAACUACAGAAUUCUCUACUUGGCAAGGAGGUGUACCAGAGGGUCAUGGGAGGAUCAUGUCGAGAGCUCGUACUCCGCCACAAGGACUCGAUAUCUAAGUUCACGAAGCUAGAUUUCGAAGCCAUCCAGAAGGUGACUUAUCUGUUCGAAUUUGACAGGGAGGUUCAAACCGUCUGCUGGGGUUACCCUACCGAGAACGCAUACUACCGCGAUGCGUCCUCAAGCGACUCUGUUUUGGCCAUUCGGAUUCCCUACCUUGCUAUUCAGGCUGCAGAUGACCCAAUUGCUGUCGAGGCUGCGGUUCCAUACGAGGAAUUCAAAGUCAACCCCUACACUGUUUGCUUGACAACUUCUCUAGGAGGUCAUUUAGCCUAUUUUGAGGCUGGUGGCGGGCGAUGGCACGCCAAACCGGUAGCGAACUUUCUCAGAAACAUGGCAAAUAUCGUCGACCUCAAAUCCAUCAACCACCAAGCAAAUGGUGACACCGUCCUAGAGCCCCAAUAUAACUCGAAGUUCGAUCCCAUACGGCGUAAGAUGCAAGUCGACAUUGCGGAAUAGAUCAUUGACCAAUAUGUUAGAGAUUUAAGCGCACAGGAGUCUUGGGUGCAUGGGCAAGUAAUUUGACGUUAGAUAAUACAACUAGAAAAAGCAAAAGACCGUAGACGACUCCUUAGACAGCAAGAUAGAGAGGGAGGGCACUGGAGUCUGGGUAUCUGAUUUGAUUAUAGGUAUACGACGAACGCAAACAUUUCUGUGCGG
Molecule: messenger RNA, 1479 nt
Organism: Cryphonectria parasitica EP155
Lineage: Eukaryota; Fungi; Ascomycota; Sordariomycetes; Diaporthales; Cryphonectriaceae
Product: AB-hydrolase YheT
Exons: 6
Coding region: 1-1278 (425 amino acids)
Biological process (GO): medium-chain fatty acid catabolic process; medium-chain fatty acid biosynthetic process
Molecular function (GO): monoacylglycerol lipase activity; acetylesterase activity
Source: RefSeq, a predicted model, not a curated record